AAUGCUGUAUGGCUUCAUUUAUUGGAAAUACUGAACGCAAGAGGACAUAUAUAAAUGAGAUGGAAACAGUAUAGCCAAUCUUCACAUCAAAUGAACUUUUCCGAUUUUGGCCGACGGUUACGUGAUUUCUGAUAAUCGUCAAUACAUCGUUUACUUGUAGUCAGUCGCCAAAAUUUCUAUAGGUGUUAACCAUGAAUACCAGUUGAAACUCAAUUUAAAAAAUGUCUUUAGAUUUUCUCAUGUUUACAACUAUGAUUUAGGUUUAAUGUUUGUGUUCUAAGAUGUUGUGUAUUCUAUUUUUACUCUAAGAAAGUGACUGUAAGAAUGUCGUAAAAAAACAAAACAAAACUUGUACUGCCAAAGUUUAUUGUUUCAAUGUUUGUUGCUUUGAUGGAGUGAUUAUAACCAUGACUUCAAACGAGGAAUUUUUACCGGAAGAAGUAACGAAGCAGGCUUUCCGUGAAAAAGUUUGGAAUUAUUUAGAGAAGAAUGAUUUAGCAGCAUUUCCAAGACCAGUACACAACCGCAUACCCAACUUCAAGGGCUCGGAAGAGGCUGCUCAUAAACUAAAAGAAAUUGACACCUUUUUAGCAUCCCAUGUUGUUAAAGUGAAUCCUGACAAGCCCCAGGAAACUGCUCGCUUACUGGCUUUGGAAUGCUGGAUAACAAUUUGUCAGCAGGAGAAACACCUUUUCACUAAAGAGUACAUAACAUUGCUUCAGGCAGGAAAAACUGUGUUAGUGCCAAUACCACGUUUACGCAAUGGAUUAUUAAAACAAAUACAGUUGCCAGUGGGAGCAUCAAAUAAAGAUUGUAGAGUUGGAGCAUCUCGAAAAGGACUUGAGCUGUAUGGAAAACCCAUUGGAUUGGAUGCCAAGAUCAAAGUUGAUUUAGUUAUUAUUGGCUCUGUUGCAGUUUCAAAAGAAGGACACAGAAUAGGAAAAGGUGAAGGAUAUGCAGACCUUGAAUUUGCCAUGAUGGUUGGAAUGCAUGCUGUAGAUGAUGACACUGUAAUAAUAACAACUGUUCAUGACUGCCAGGUAUUUGAUUCUCUCCCUCAUCAGUUGUUUAAGAGUCAUGAUGUUCCUGUUGACAUCAUCAUAACACCAACACAGAUAAUAAAUGUCACACCUCGACUUCCAAGGCCUCCUGGAAUAAUAUGGAGUUUAUUAACAGAACAGAGACUCAGAGAGAUACCUAUAUUGCAGGUCCUACGUGAACAACUAAUGAACGAAGGUAAAGACUGUACCCUGAAGGAAGUUGGCCCUGAUGAUGAUGAACAUCUUUCUCAAAGACCACCAGUGAGGCCAAACAGAAAUAGAGAACGCAGGAACAGGAACAAGCAACGGAGUCGUGGAGAUAGUGACUCUCAGGCUCCAGUUGAAGAAUCAGCUGCUGAUGGCAGUGAUAACAUUAAAGUCAAUGGAGAGCAUACGAGUAAAAGUAUUCCUGGUGAUUUUACAGCUGGACAGCGUUCGCGAAUGUUUCAUCGGCGGAGGCGUCGUAACUCCAGACGGGAUUCAGCUAAUGGUCCUGUCGGCCCCAGUCCUGAACCAGGAGUGGAAACUAACAAUGCAGCCACUCUCGAUUGUACAAAAGGUGAAGCAGAAAAUCAUAUAAAAGAGCGACCAAGACGCAGACGUACUCGCAAACGACCAGUUGAGAUACCAGCAAGCCAGAGUCCUGAAAAUGUUGAUGAAAGGGAAGUACAGGAUCCAGAAAGAAGCAAAGACCAAUACAGAAUACGUAGAGCACAUCGAAGAAAUGCAUUUAACUUCAGUCUACGUGUGGAUAAUAUUGGAACAGAUGUACGAGUCCGAGAAUUAAAAGCAGCACUUGCUGAAAGGGGUGUUCGGCCCAAAGACAUCACCUGGAAAGGGUCAAAAGGGUUCGCUAUGUUGCAUUUUCGUAAUCCUGAUGAACAUGAAAAUAUUAUUGCAUCCCUGCAAGACAUAAAACUGAGAGAGGAAGGUGAAACAUUGUUGGUGCAGUUGGCACAACCAACGCGAAUAGAGGUGACUGAUAUUUCUUCUUUGUAACAAAUACAAAUGAUAGAGCAGCUUUCUCUGUGAUCUUUCUGUGCUGUUGAGGGGGUGAAACUGAUGAUUAUUCUAAAGAAAGUGAAGUAUUUUUGAUGUGAUAAAAGAGUGAGAAAUAUUAUAUUUAUAUAUUUUUGACAGUAAUUUAAUAGUUUAACAUGAGUGCUUGAGAAAGUGAUUGUUCUAAUGUAAUCAACAUAUGCAUUGUAAUUUUCAUUUUAUAAUAUUGAAAUAUCUAAUAGCAGCUCUAUUUUUAUUUUUGUUGUUAUUGUAUGUGUGUGUUAUAUUUAAUUUAUCUUGAAACUUAUUGUUAAUGUCUCUUUGUUAAUAUACUAGUGUAUAUAGGUAUAUACAUUGUAACAUAUUAUGCACUGCUGUAUUUGUGUAUGUAACUAUGCACUCUGUUUUCAUGUAAUUUGUAUGUGUUUAUACAAAUAAAUUUGAGGCUAAUAAUAUUGA
This is a messenger RNA of Schistocerca americana (American grasshopper), 2498 nucleotides long. RefSeq names its product methenyltetrahydrofolate synthase domain-containing protein (gene lost). Gene Ontology annotation, molecular function: nucleic acid binding. The transcript has 7 exons. The record is from RefSeq and is a predicted model, not a curated record. Gene Ontology annotation, cellular component: cytoplasm. Bases 408 to 2039 code for a protein of 543 amino acids. NCBI's taxonomy places the organism in Eukaryota, Metazoa, Arthropoda, Insecta, Orthoptera, Acrididae.